AUGAGGGCCCUGGUCAGCAGAGGACGGCGCUGCCAGGAACCUUGGGGGCAUGCACCUCAGGGUGCGGCGCCAGCUGGCUCCGUCCUCCCUUCUUCCUCUGGGGAGGGUCGGCCUCGCUUACCUAUAAAUGAGGGGCCCGAGUCUGAGUCUGACUGUCGCAUCUGGGGCGGGGACUCAGGACAGCUGCUGGGAGCACCUGAGGCCAGUAGGAGGCCCGUUUGCUUCGUGCUGUUUGUCACCACGCAGCAGGAACGCAGGAAGGUGUGA
Molecule: messenger RNA, 267 nt
Organism: Rangifer tarandus platyrhynchus (Svalbard reindeer)
Lineage: Eukaryota; Metazoa; Chordata; Mammalia; Artiodactyla; Cervidae
Source: the annotation of a GenBank genome assembly